Messenger RNA from Rhincodon typus (whale shark), 1076 nucleotides. It is a transcript of the gene slc10a4, whose product is annotated as solute carrier family 10 member 4. NCBI's taxonomy places the organism in Eukaryota, Metazoa, Chordata, Chondrichthyes, Orectolobiformes, Rhincodontidae. The record is from RefSeq and is a predicted model, not a curated record. Gene Ontology annotation, cellular component: membrane. Bases 16 to 993 code for a protein of 325 amino acids. The transcript has 3 exons. Gene Ontology annotation, molecular function: bile acid:sodium symporter activity. Gene Ontology annotation, biological process: bile acid and bile salt transport.
GUGCUGACCCUCACCAUGCUGGGCCUGGGCUGUACUGUACAAGUCCGCCAGCUCGGACACCACCUCCGCAGCCCCGUGGCCCCGCUGCUCGCUGCCGCCUCCCAGUUUGUGAUCAUGCCCCUGGUGGCCUUCCUCUUGGCCCUGGCCUUCUCCCUGGGGGAGGUCGCAGCCACAGCGGUGCUGCUGUGUGGUUGUUGUCCCGGGGGGAAUCUCUCCAACAUCCUCUCCGUGCUGGUUCACGGAGACAUGAACCUCAGCAUAAUCAUGACUAUCUCUUCCACACUUCUGGCCCUGCUGCUGAUGCCCUUGUGUCUAUGGAUUUACAGCCGAGCCUGGAUUAAUACCCCUGUUGUUCAGCUCAUGCCCUUCGGUGCAAUAAUUCUUACACUAUGUGGCACUCUAAUUCCGAUUGGGCUCGGGGUCUUCAUCAGAUAUAGAUACAACAGAGCAGCAGACUUCCUCCUAAAGAUUUCUCUAUGGUCUUUGAUGGUCACGCUGAUACUCCUCUUCAUUCUCACCGGCACCUUACUGGGACCUGAUCUCCUUGCUACUAUCCCGGCUUCUGUGUACAUUGUAGCUCUGCUGAUGCCGUUGGCUGGCUACGUUGCUGGUUAUGGUUUGGGUACUCUCUUCAAUUUGCCUCCUAACUGUAAAAGGACCGUUUCUUUGGGGACUGGAUGUCAAAACGUCCAACUCUGCACAGCCAUCCUGAAAUUAGCUUUCCCUCCCCAGGUUAUUGGCGGCAUCUACAUGUUCCCGCUGCUCUACGCGUUAUUCCAAGUAACAGAAGCUGGCCUUUUUGUUUUGGGAUAUAAAAUUUACAGAAGGAACAUAGCGCCCAUGGUAAAACCAGCAGACUUCGAUGCUGACACAGACAUUUCGUACAAGCAGCUCAAAGAGAAAGAAGUUACCGAUUUAUCUUAUGGAGCCGUUCAUGAGAGUGAACAACACGCUGUCAUAAUGGAACCUACUAUGAGCGAGACACAAAUGUGAAAAGGGACUGCUAUGAAAUAAAAAUAGCAAUGAGCUACCGCUAUACGGCUGCUGUCCGCCAAUCCCUUCAAUUGAUCGUUAUC